CCUCCAGUGCCCUUUCAUGCAUUUUUUCAUGCAGAAAAAGUCACCUGAGUAGAACCACCAACGUUCCAUAAGCUAGCAAGCUAGACUAAGCUUCCUCACACGAAAAGGCCAAAACUUUCUGCUGAGAUUCCAACCCCAGUGAUAAGGGGCAAGUGCUUUGAAGUCAACAAUCUAAACCACUCGGCCACACAUAAAUGUCAAUGAUUUCUGAAGUGCUUCUAUUAGAUAACAAACGGUAUGACGGUAAAUCCAGCGGAAACUCCAUAUCACCUCAGGUUAUUACACUGUUACUAAGAAUAGCAAAAUUCAUGUGAGUGAUCGCACAAAUGCAAAAUUUAAUCAUUUUAAGUUUAAUCUUAUAUCAAAGACACAGCUAAAUUGUAUACCUAACAGCCUGAGGCAAAGUUAAAUUGUUUAUGUUAAUAUUCAAAGUAUUUGGACUAUAGAUACUUACGUACAACAUUAAUUCAUAAAGCACAAAUGGUAAUGGCCUGUAACCAUGAAGAAAAAGAAAUUUGAAGGUGGAUUAUCAGUUCAGUUUAGCAGAGCAUUGGAUGAGAUCGGUUUUGGAGAGAACGAAUCUCUGAAGAGGAUUUAUUCUAUGAACAAACUGUCUGAGGCAAAGAAUGUUGCCAACAAACAAACCUCAGGAAAAGGUCACAUUGAAAAAAAAAUUGUUGGGAGUCAAAGUGAUGGAACUGGAUUUCAUCACUUUAAUGACUUAGAUUUUCUUGAAAUUAAUAACAGAGUAUAUGUUUUGUGUAAAUAUGAGAAACAUUGCACAGAAUUUGCAAAUGAAACAGUGAUUUUCCUGGCAGAUGGGAGAAUGACUCCACCUGGAUAUGUUUAUCUCAAACCUUUAAAACGUAAAUGUUGUACAAACGAACAGCUUCAUGAAUACGCCCUUGUUGAAAGGGACAAUGAAACAUAUCUUUCUAGUGAUAAUUAUCUAAGUGAAAAGGAAGAUCUUUCCCAAAACAGCAACAGGUGUGAAGGUCAGAUAAUUCGACAGCUUUCUCGUGCUGGACCUUCCAUUCCAAAACACAUCAAACAGAAUCCUUUAGCAGAAAGGAUUCUGUCGGACUUAAAUUUAAAAGAUACGGACACAGACAUUGUAAGUGCCUUUCCAUGUGAUGCAGGACCCAUAAUGGAAGAAUGGAGCUCGAGGGAAAGAAAAAACGGAUGGCCAAGUAAAGAGACAAUUUCCCAUGUUGCAAAGCUUCAAGCUCAUGUGGUGCCAGUUGGUCAGCGGGGAAGCCAUAAUGAAGACCUCCUAUGGAGAAUUUGCUUCACUCUUGGAGAGCUACAUCUCGUACAAAAUUUCAAUAGCAUCCAAAGAAAAAUAUUCGUGUUGAUGAAGCUAAUAGCAAAACAUUUCCUGAAACCAAUAUGCAAUGACAUAAGUUCUUAUGUCAUUAAAAAUGUCAUGUUUUGGAUUUCAGAAGAAAUUCUUGAAGAAGAGUUUCAUGAAGAAAAUUUUGUAGAAAUAGUUCAAUACGCCCUUAAAUUUUUGUUAAAGGCAGUUAAAACGAAACAAUUACAAAAUUAUAUGAUACCAUCAAGGAAUCUAUUUGAUGGGAAAUUUGAAAACAAUGAUCUUUGCAUCCAAGAGCUUACUGAUGUAAUAUCAAAAUAUAUCAAUAAACAAGAAACACUUCUGCACGAUUUGAAACCGAUCUUCUCCGAUUUGAAAAUGGGACACAAGAUCGAAACUAUCGAGAGAAAAAUUCUAGACUCUUUAUCAACAGACCAGCUUGUAGAAAUGUAUAUGCAAAUGAAUUCUUGUCAAACACCAGAAAGAAUGAUACAUCUUAACAUUCUAUACAAAGCAAUUCCAUUUUGGAACACUGACAUUUCUGGGGAAAUACUGUGUUCCGAGCCUCUAUGUAAAACCAAUAUUAACAACUUUCAAAACCAUAUCUAUCACAACAUCAAUAAUGUUCUAGAAACAUGCCUGAACAAGAGUUCAAGUUUGUCACUAAAUAUGUCAGAUGUCACCAUGACCCAUGGCGACAGGAAUCUCUUUUUGUUUUAUCAUGUAUUUGUGUUUUUACCACACUGCUGUAUGUAAUCUGCUGGAAACUGUCAAAAUAAGUCAUUUUGAUAUGUCAAAAUAAUUCAUUUUGACAGUUUCCAGCAUAUUACAUGCAAUAUUGUGGUAAAAACACAAAUACAUGACAAUUUAAAAAGAUGAUUAAACAAUAUAUGAGCCGCGUCUAGCGAUUUUGGUCCUUGUAGCGUUGCAAAUAUGUCAUAUUUUGAACAUCAACAUCAUUUGUUGUUUGUAAUAUCAAAUCAUUACUUUGCUUUACGCAGGUACGAUAAUUAAGCUGAAAAUUUGAACAUGAUGAUUCAGUGAGAAGGCAAAAAAAAAAAGAUAUAGGCUGAACAUCAGCACAUUUGCCAUGCCAAUAAUGGUCAAAUUAUCAUAAAAUAAUCACCCCUUGAUCAUCAAGAUCAAAAUAACUAUCCAGCACCUGUUAACUAUAAUUAUAAAAUAUAUAAAAGGUAUAUAACUCGCCGUAGCAUAUUCCGUGUUACGGUAAACAUUUUCCUCUUGCAUUUUUUUUUAAAUAAGACUUAUUUUCAUACUUAAACAUGUAAACAUAGCAUAAUAGAUAUAUCUUUCAGUAGCCAUUAAAAACAUUGAGCCAUCUAUCUUUAUUUACGUAAAUGAAUUAUCAAACGUGAUUACCUUAAACUUGCAAGGUUGACAUUUUUUGUGCCACGGAAAUUUCCAAAUCUACCACGAGUAAACAUACGUUAAGUUGCUGGCGAUUUGUAAGAUAGUAUGAUCAAGGGGUGAUUAUUUUAUGAUAAUUUGACCAUUAUUGGCAUGGCAAAUAUGCUGAGAUGAACUACAAGGACCAAAAUCGCUAGACACGGCUUAUAUACCUACAUAUUUUUUAUCUUUGACAGAAGGAAAGAAAAUUGACAUUAAACCCAGUCCCUUUCAAUAAGAAAGGGUCUGGGCUUAAUGUGGGUAUUUUUUUUUUAUAAGAACUUGUAUGUUAGCUGUUACACUUGUACAUCAAGGUGAGGAACGGAGAUCUUCCAGCUUAGGUUGGUCCUUAUGUCUUGAUGAAAUUAUUCAUAAUCAAUUGAAUUAACAAUCUCAAAAACUUGAAAAAUUAAACAUUCCUGUUGAGACUUUUUAUGAAGACAUAAGGGGCAAAGUAGGCCAGAAAGUCUUUGUUCCUGACCCUGGGUAAUCUAGAACAAUAGAACAAAGACAAAAAGUAAAUUCACAUAAAAUCAGGCCCCUAUCAAUUAGGGGCCUGAUUUUAUGUGAAUUCACUUUUCAACUUACUAAGGUUAUAAAUAGUUCCUGACUCUGGUUAUUAUAUAACAAGGUACAAAAAAAGUAAAUUCACAUAAAAUCGGGCCCCUUUCAAAUGAGGAAGGGGCCUGAUUUUAUGUGAAUUCACUUUUAAAAUUUAGUAUAGUUAUAAACUAUCACAUCUGAAAAAUGUCGAGGCCAGGAACAUAUAUCUUCAAGUUAAGUUUUGUCCUCAUGUUUUGAUCAGUAUAACAACCAAAUACUAGUAUAUA
Ruditapes philippinarum (Manila clam) is the source of this 3552-nucleotide messenger RNA. RefSeq lists its product as uncharacterized. The record is from RefSeq and is a predicted model, not a curated record. NCBI's taxonomy places the organism in Eukaryota, Metazoa, Mollusca, Bivalvia, Venerida, Veneridae. Bases 500 to 2071 code for a protein of 523 amino acids. The transcript is spliced from 2 exons.